Messenger RNA from Equus caballus (horse), 1429 nucleotides. The record is from RefSeq and is a predicted model, not a curated record. NCBI's taxonomy places the organism in Eukaryota, Metazoa, Chordata, Mammalia, Perissodactyla, Equidae.
CAGUUUCCAACUGAAGUGAAACCAUUCUUUUGGCAUGGAGCAGCAGCACUAUCUUCUGUCUACUCUGUUACGGUGUGUGAAUUUGCUGAAGUAAAGGAACCCUGCAGCCUUCCCAUGCUAUCUGUUGACAUGGAAAACAAGGAAAAUGGCUCUGUCGGUGUAAAAAAUUCCAUGGAGAAUGGGAGGCCCCCCGAUCCUGCAGACUGGGCUGUGAUGGAUGUCGUCAAUUAUUUCCGAACAGCAGGAUUUGAGGAGCAAGCCAGUGCUUUUCAGGAACAGGAAAUUGAUGGAAAAUCUCUGCUAUUGAUGACAAGAAAUGAUGUGUUGACAGGACUUCAGUUAAAAUUGGGGCCUGCUCUGAAAAUCUAUGAGUAUCAUGUAAAACCUCUGCAGACAAAGCAUUUAAAGAACAGCUCUUCAUAGGACAGUCAAAUUGGGGUCUUGGACCUCAAAAAAUACAUAAUGACAUGAUUUAGUUUCAUGUGAUGAAACUUUGCAAACAGAAUACAUACAUGUGUAUCUGUAAAGAAUUUCAAUCGAAUGAAACGUUAUCCUAUUGGAUAGUCUAGGCAAUCCAUCGGCUGACCUGAAUUCAGCCAGGAGGAGCAAGGACAGCAUGUGGACAGGAUUGUUUUCAUUGUGGAGUUUGUCAAAUAGAAUGAUCUUUGACGUGAUAAGACACCCUUCCCCACCAAGGGGAUUUUCUUCAUAGAUUGCUUUCCCCAAAUCCUUAAAAAAGAAUUGAAUGGAAUGAGCAUCUUUUGGGUAAAUAUGUAAGAAGAUUACAAACAGGAAAACUUGGGGAGGGGGAGAAAAAAGAAAGGGAUUGCUGUCUCCCUUGAAUUCCUCUGCUCCUUAGAGCUUGCAUUAUUUGGAUGGAAUUGCCGACACCCUUUUUAUAGAGGGUCCUUCACUUGACCUUAUUAAGGUUUCACUGGGAUAUGCUGCGAUGGUUGAAAUGAACGUGCAUCACCCGCCCCUUCGGGAGCAGAACCAUAGCUCUGAAAAGAGAAACUCUAUUGCGUAUUGGGGAUAUCCAUCCACAUUCAGCUAGCUUUCACAGGGGGGAUGGUAUUUUUGCAGAGAUUUGCUUUUAAAUUGGUUGUUUUCGAAGAAAGCAUUUUUUCACUUCAUGGUUUGUAUUUAUAACAAUUUGUUUCUGAAGAAGUUUGCCAAGAGUUACAGAUCAAAAAGCCUUGUUCCUAGUACAGAAUAUUUUUAUAUAUAUUCCUCCAUGAUGGUGUAAUAUUUUUUUAAUUGCUCUAAUGCUUUGUUUGGUUCCUGGUUUGAGUACUUGUUUUUAAGAACUUGAAAAAGUGAGCUUGCUACAUCUCUGUUCAAAGAGACAUUUGUUCAACCUCUGUGUGUCAAUGCCUUGUUGAAUUGGUGCUUUGUGGUCGCAAUAAAGCAUUGCUUCAGUUUAUUCCCA